Didymosphaeria variabile is the source of this 1371-nucleotide messenger RNA. RefSeq lists its product as uncharacterized. Lineage: Eukaryota; Fungi; Ascomycota; Dothideomycetes; Pleosporales; Didymosphaeriaceae. Bases 1 to 1371 code for a protein of 456 amino acids. The record is from RefSeq and is a predicted model, not a curated record. The transcript has a single exon. Gene Ontology annotation, molecular function: acid phosphatase activity.
AUGUCCCGCCUACUUGCGGCCCUCUUGUUCACUUCGUUGACCUUCCCCAGCUCUACGGCUGCGCCCACCGCGAACAAGUCGUGCGACACCAUCGAAGACGGCUACCGCUGCAGUCCCAAGACGAGCCACUUCUGGGGCCAGUACUCGCUCUGGUUCUCCGUCCCGUCCGAUGUGGACGUCGAUCCUCCCGAGCACUGCGAUGUGAGCUUCGCCUCGGUCCUGUCGCGCCAUGGCGGCCGCGAUCCCACCAUGAGCAAGACGCUCUUGUACGGCGCGACCGUUGGCCUGAUACAAAACACGAGCACUUCGUACCCAGAUGAAUUUGCCUUCUUGAAGGACUACGAAUACAACCUGGGCGCUGAUCUACUGACGGAUGCGGGACGGCAGGAGAUGGUCAACUCUGGUGCCCACUUCUACAGGCGAUACAAGGAUUUCUUGAAGGGCAAGACGCCUUUUGUGCGCUCGUCUGGGCAGGCUCGUGUGGUCGAAUCAGCAAACAAAUGGCUGGAAGGCUAUGCCCAGGCCGCGCACAAGGAGACCGGCGUGAUCGAUGUCAGCAUCCCCGAAGCUGCGGGCGUGAACAACACGCUGUCGCAUGAGAACUGCGCCAACUUCGAGGACGGUCCAUUGUCAGAGAUUGGCGACAAUGCGCAAGAUAUCUGGGUCGCCAAGUUCGUCCCUCGCAUUCAGUCUCGUGUCAAUGGCAAGCUCGGCACGAACCUCAGCACGACCGAGAUCAUCUACUUGAUGGAUCUGUGCCCCUUCACUACCCUUGCUUCACCGAACGCUCAGAUCUCCGACUUCUGCUACUUGUUCACCGAGGAUGAAUGGCGCCAGUACGACUACUACGAGAGUCUUGGAAAGUGGUACGGUUACGGCAAUGGCAACCCUCUUGGGCCAACACAGGGCAUCGGCUAUGUGAGCGAGCUUCUAGCGAGGCUCACUGAGAAGCCAGUACAGGUCGUUGGAAGCAUCAACAGCACCCUUGACAAGGAUCCCACAUCCUUCCCUCUCGAUCGCAAAAUCUACGCCGACUUCAGCCACGAUAACGACAUGACCGCUGUUCUUGCUGCGCUGGGACUAUAUAACAACACCAAGCCUCUCUCCAACACGACCAUCGAGAGCGCCAAGCAGACCAAAGGGUACUCGGCGGCUUGGACGGUUCCGUUCGCAGCCCGUAUAUACGUAGAGAAGCUCUCGUGCAAGAAGGUGAAGGAGGAAUAUGUACGCAUCAUUGUCAAUGAUCGUGUUCAGCCGCUCGACUUCUGCGGCGGUGAUAGAUAUGGAAGGUGCAAGCUCAGCAAAUUCGUGGAGAGCCAGAGCUUCGCCCGAACCGGUGGGCACUGGGACCAGUGCUUCACUUCCUCAUAG